Dermatophagoides pteronyssinus (European house dust mite) is the source of this 1787-nucleotide messenger RNA. RefSeq lists its product as uncharacterized. Gene Ontology annotation, biological process: proteolysis. NCBI's taxonomy places the organism in Eukaryota, Metazoa, Arthropoda, Arachnida, Sarcoptiformes, Pyroglyphidae. Gene Ontology annotation, molecular function: serine-type endopeptidase activity. The record is from RefSeq and is a predicted model, not a curated record.
AUUGCUAGUGGUAUUAAUAAUAAUGAUAGUAGUAGCAUUACCGGAAGUUCAGGAAUAAUGAUGAUGAUUGGAAAUAAUAGAAUAAAUAGUGCUGGUAGUGGUAUAACGGCUAUGACAACAUCCACCACACCCACACCAUUAACCACUCCUACUAAUACGCCUACUACAACACCCACAAUAUCAACAACAACAACAGUUAUACAUCAUCCAUCAACUUGUUCGAAUGAUCGAUCUCAAACAGCUUGUACAUUUAAUCUAUUAUGUUAUUUAGCAAAUGGUUUACCAAUUGAAGGUUGUGAAGAUAAUCCAUCCAUAACAUGUUGUUAUUUACGUUUAAAAAAUCCAUCAUCAUUAAUGUUACAGAAAUUUUCCGAAAUAGGACCUAGUUAUUCAUUAUUUUAUCAACAACAACAACAACAACGUUUGCCAACAACAACAACAACAUCCGAAACAUCCAAACAUCAAUCAAUUUUACCGAUUAUAACGUUUGAAAAUGCUACGGCAAUGACAACAACAACAACAACAACAACGACGACAACAACAACAACACCAAUUCCACCAUUACAAUCAUCAAUAAUCAAUGAUAAUAAUGGUUAUCAUUCACCAUCAUCAUCAUCAUCAUCACCAAUGACACCGAUUCAUUUGAUUUCAAUGACCAAUAAUAAUAAUAAUAAUUUACAACAUCAUCAUCAACAUAAUCAUCAAUCGUUGUUGGGUUUUAAUUCUGGAUCAUCAUCAAACAACAACAAAUUUGAACAAUCAUUUAAUCUAAAAAAUGAUCUACUUUCAUCAUAUGAACCACAAUCAUCAAUGACAACAUUUCGUAAUCAAAAUGAAUUUGAUUAUGCAGUAUCGAAUGCAAUACGUCGUACACGGCCGGAUAAUGUAAUGAAAUCAGUAUUUCAAGAAAUUGUUAAUCGAAAAUUUUAUGCUAGAAAUUAUAAUAUUGAUGAUAUCUGUGGUAAACCAAUGUCAAAACCACGUAGCCGUAUUAUCGGUGGACAAGAUGCAUAUUUUGGUGAAUUUCCAUGGCAAGUUCAUAUUAAAAUUACUAAACAUCAAUGUGGUGGUGCAUUAGUUAAUUCAAGAUUUAUUGUUACAGCUGCGCAUUGUAUUUAUCAAGCACCUAUUCAUCAAUUAAACGUAAUAAUUGGUGCACAUGAUAUUGAAGAUCACCGGUAUCAGGAUAUACCACCACAAUAUUUUCAUGUUCAACGUGUUAUAUUACAUCCGAAUUUUCGUUUUUCUGCAAGUCAUCCUGAUCGUUAUGAUGUUGCAUUGAUUAAACUUGAUAGUCCAGUACGUUUUAGUGAUAGUGUAUUACCGGUUUGUUUACCCAUUGAAGAGAAUAGAAAUUUUGAAGGACAUAAAGGUGUUGUUACUGGUUGGGGUAAAACUGAUCCAGCAUUAAGUAAUCGUUAUGGUACACGUUUAUUACAAAAAGUUGAUGUACCAAUUAUUGAUAAUGAAAAAUGUGAAACAUGGCAUCGUACACGUGGUAUUGAUUUACGUAUUUUUUCUGAAAUGAUGUGUGCUGGUUAUGAAGAUGGACAAAAAGAUGCAUGUGUUGGUGAUUCAGGUGGACCAUUAGUAAUAAAUAUGAAUGGCCGUUGGACAUUGGCCGGUAUAACAUCAGCCGGGUUUGGUUGUGCACAAUCCCGUCAACCUGGUAUUUAUCAUCGUGUUUCACAUACGGUGAAUUGGAUUCGGCAAACAUUACAUGAUGAAGAGGAAAAAGAUAAUAAUUUAAAUCAAAUUUAAACAAAACAAAUCAAAUCAAAUCAAAA